Raphanus sativus (radish) is the source of this 1493-nucleotide messenger RNA. RefSeq names its product polycomb group protein VERNALIZATION 2-like. Gene Ontology annotation, cellular component: nucleus. The coding region runs from base 1 to 1449 and encodes 482 amino acids. Gene Ontology annotation, molecular function: chromatin DNA binding. Lineage: Eukaryota; Viridiplantae; Streptophyta; Magnoliopsida; Brassicales; Brassicaceae. The transcript has 14 exons. The record is from RefSeq and is a predicted model, not a curated record.
AUGGAUUCUUCUCUUCAAGAUCUUCAAUUUGAUCUUGAUUUCUCAUUGUCUCAGUCUUUGAUUCGAAGAUUGCCUUCUUAUAUUGAACGCCGUUUGUUGUUGGUUUUUCUAUUGCAGAAACUUCAUUCAAAAAUGAGUCAGGAAAAAGACAGCCGAGCUUAUUCAUCACGUGAUGACGAGAACUGGAUGUAUUUGAAACCUGUUAGUCUAUACGACAUGCUUCUACGUCACUUUCCAUGCAAACCAUGGUUUCUUCGGAGAAACUUGAACUACAAAUAUCAACAAAAUUGCGAAACAAGGUCCGCAUCUGCUGGGAUGGUAGUUUUCAACUUUAAGGACUUGGAUAAUACAGUGAAGAAAACUCAAGUUACGAAGAACUGCUCUUGUCCCUUUUGCUAUAUGCAAUGUGGUAGCUUCAAGGGGCUGCAACUUCACUUGAAUUCAUUUCAUAAAAUACUUGAAUUUGAGUUCAUGACUUCAGAAGAAAACCAGACAGUUGAUGUCACUGCAAGACUUGAUGCUUUCGAAACCGAGGACCGAGAAAACAAUCGAGAAAAAUUUGAGCCUCUCUCCUUUUGCUCAAACACUUUCAAGCGUAGACAAAUAGGUGGUAGAAAUAUCCCCAAGCGGCUUAAUGUAACCAUUUUACCAUUGGAUCCUCCCUUUUUAGCCGAUGACACAGAAACUGGAACCUCCUUGCUGAACAAUAGAAAUCCUGAGGCAAUGAUGAAUGUACCAGAGAUAGGUCAAUCUUCUGGCUCUGGGGCUAGCGAAUCUGAGGGCCCUGCUGCUAAGACAAGAAGGUUUAAAUUUUCUUCCAGCAUCUCACUUCUCCAGACACGCCAGUUCUAUCAUUCUCGAACACUUCAGAGGAUUGAUAAUUUUGAGGAUGUGAGCCCGACUGGAAAGAACUUCAUGCGUCUUUGGAACUCAUUUGUAAGAAAGCAAAGGGUUAUCACGGAUGGUCAAGUUCCUUGGGCAUGUGAAGCGUUUUCAAAGUUUCACAAGAAAGAGUUUACCGAAUCCAAACCACUCCACUCAUGCUGGAGAAUGUUUAUGAUCAAACUGUGGGAAUAUGGCCUUCUCGACGCUGUCACCAUCAACAAGUGCAAUCUCAUAAUCGAGGAUAGCGAAGAUGAUCCCUCAGGCAACACCAACAACAGUAACAGUGAAGAUUAUGGUAUUGACCUAAACAGAACUGAUACGAUGGAUGUUGACAAUAACGGCGUGGAUCUUGGCAUUGACCUAGAGAGGAGCAAUGCGAUGGAUGUUAACAAUAACAAUGUGGAUCGUGGCAUUGACCUAAACAGGAACGUUACGAUGAAUGUUAACACUAGCAAUGUGGAUCGUGGCAUUGACCUAAACGGGAACGUUACGAUGAAUGUUAACACUAGCAAUGUGGAUCGUGGCAUUGACCUAAACAGGAACGAUGUGAUGGAUGUUGACUAGGGAUGUCAAUGACAACGAAGACAAGUAAUCGAAAGACCUCCGAA